UGGAGACUAUUCCAGGGGAUUCCUUUCGGAGGCUUGUAAACAGAGGCUUCGUUUCAGCGUUCGGGUCUCGACCUUCUCUUUCCCAUUUCCUCUUCGGGUUUUCUUUUCACUGCGGGUCUCCCAUUCCCACCUCUCAAAAACCGAUACUCUCAAUUUCCGGCGCGUAUUGAUUCGGGUCUGAGCUUUGAUAAGUUUCUAUAAGGUGCCGAAGAUGAUCAUUAACGUAAGGGAGUCGACUAUCGUGCGCCCGGCGCAGGAUACUCCAAAGCGCAGCCUAUGGAAUUCUAACGUGGACCUGGUGGUGUCGAGAAUGCAUACGCCGAGUGUGUAUUUCUACCGUCCGAAUGGAUCGUCCAAUUUCUUUGAUACGCACGUGCUCAAGGAGGCCCUCAGCAAGGCCCUGGUCCCAUUCUAUCCAAUGGCUGGGAGGCUCGGCAGAGACGUGGACGGUCGGAUCCAGAUAGAUUGCAACGGUGAAGGUGUCCUGUUCGUCGAGGCGGACACUGGCGCUGUGAUCGACGACUUUGGGGAUUUCACACCCACCAUGGAACUCAAGAAGCUCAUCCCCACCAUUGAUUACUCUGGGGACAGCUCUUCCUACCCCCUUUUGGUGCUACAGGUAACAUAUUUCAAAUGUGGGGGCGUAGCACUUGGUGUGGGCAUGGAGCACCACGCAGCAGAUGGCUGCUCGGGCCUACAUUUCAUCAACCACUGGUCUGAUGUGGCCCGUGGGCUCGAUCUCACUAUCCCUCCCUUCAUGGACCGAACCCUCUUGUGGGCCCGGGACCCACCAACUCCAUGUUUCAAGCACAUUGAAUAUGAGCCAUCUCCUCCUUCAAAGGCCCCACCCCAGUCCCAAAAAUCCAGCCCCACGAUCGCAGCCUUCAAAUUCUCACGUGAUCAGCUCAACCUCCUCAAGGCCAAAUGCAGAGAUGGGCCACACUGCAAUGUCAGCUACAGCUCAUACGAUUCGUUGGCGGGCCAUGUGUGGCGAUGCGUAUCGAAGGCCCGUGACCUGCCCGAAGACCAACAGACUAAGUUGUUUAUUGCAGUAGACGGCCGGACCCGCCUACACCCACCACUCCCGCCGGGCUUCUUUGGGAAUGCCAUUUUCACGACGACACCGGUUGCAAAUGCUGGAGACCUUGUAGUGGGCCCACUUGCGUAUGCGGCGGGGAAAAUUCACGACACAGUGGCACGGGCUGAUGAUGAGUACCUGAGGUCCGCAUUGGACUACUUGGAAUUACAUCCAGACCUGAAUGCAUUAGUACGUGGGCCCCACACUUUCGGGUGCCCGAAUCUCGGGAUCACAAGCUGGGCCAGGCUACCGAUAUACGGUGCGGAUUUUGGGUGGGGCCGGCCCAUAUUCAUGGGGCCCGGUGGGGUUGCCUAUGAGGGCCUUGCUUAUGUCCUUCCCAGCCCAACCAGUGAUGGGAGCUUGACUGUGGCCAUUUCGCUGUACGCAGACCACAUGGCCUACUUCCGUGAGCUGAUCUACGACUUCUGAUCUACUGCUAGUGCUCGUGACUCAUCUCCACCACAAUCAAGCAUGUACAAGGAUCCAGACCGUCCAGAUCAUGAGCUCUAUUGUGGAUGGGUACAGUCCAAGAUCACACUGGUUGGACCAAGUUAGCCAUAGAUAUUGUUUGAAUUUGGACAGUACAUUGUUUCUUAACCGUCCAUGUCGUUGGCCACCAAUUGGAUGGUUUGGAUGGCGGUGCCAUUGGGUGGUUUUAGGGCAGUGCCCCAUCCACAGCGAUCUGGAUGGCUUGGAUUGCAGUUAAUGUUUCAGCUUAAGGUUAUUUGUUUUUCUUCUUUUGUGGUUCCUGUAAAAUGGCUUUUUCCUUCUUCUUCUUUUUUUUUUUUUUUUUUCAUGUAAUCUCUACAUUUUAUUGUGAUCAUAAAUGCGGGCCACGGUUAAACACCCCAGGAAGAUCUCACC
Magnolia sinica is the source of this 1942-nucleotide messenger RNA. RefSeq names its product shikimate O-hydroxycinnamoyltransferase-like. Bases 212 to 1507 code for a protein of 431 amino acids. The record is from RefSeq and is a predicted model, not a curated record. Gene Ontology annotation, molecular function: acyltransferase activity, transferring groups other than amino-acyl groups. The transcript is spliced from 3 exons. NCBI's taxonomy places the organism in Eukaryota, Viridiplantae, Streptophyta, Magnoliopsida, Magnoliales, Magnoliaceae.